Messenger RNA from Anthostomella pinea, 363 nucleotides. Lineage: Eukaryota; Fungi; Ascomycota; Sordariomycetes; Xylariales; Xylariaceae. The record is from the annotation of a GenBank genome assembly.
AUGUCCAAGAUCAUCGACGAUGUCAAGACCGGCCUCAAGGGCGUCCGGGGCGCCGGCGACGCUGUGCGCGGCGGCCUAAUGGAUGCCACCGACCAGGCUUUCGACAACAACUCGAACCACCCACAAACCCAGGCCUCACAGCAGAAGAACCAAGCCAUCGCCGAGAAAGGGAGGCAAGAUGUGAGAGGCGUGGACGACAUGAUGGCGCGCCGAGAAUGGGAACGCGAGGACGCCAAGGCUGCACAUCACGGAGCUGGCGUCGACACCGCUGCCACAGCUCAGGGGGCAACCAUUUCGGGACAACAACCUGCACAUGCACCGAAUGCGUCCAGCACAGGCACAACCGGGCAUGGACUGCCAUAG